AUGAAAAGUCUUGUUCGUACAAUAACUAACGAAGCAAAAAAUCUCAUACAUGCAGAGACGUGUUCGUUGUUUUUAUUGGAUAAUGAGCACAAGGAGCUGGUUGCGAACGUGUUCGAUAAUGCCGGCGAUUUGUCGGAAAUUAGACUUCCAAUGACAAAAGGUGUUGUUGGACGAGUGGCAACAACAAGAUCAAUGAUGAAUGUUCGGGAUGUUAAA
This is a messenger RNA of Cooperia oncophora, 216 nucleotides long. The record is from the annotation of a GenBank genome assembly. Lineage: Eukaryota; Metazoa; Nematoda; Chromadorea; Rhabditida; Trichostrongylidae.